AUGGGGAAAUACGAGGGUGAUCCUGAAUGGGAUGAUGUGGUUCCCAUACCGCAAGAUGAUGGGGAGGGGGCUUUGGCUCAAAUCGCCUAUACGGAUGAGUAUGCAGAAGCUAUGGGCUACCUCCGCGCGGUAAUGGCUGCAAAGGAAUAUUCCCAACGAGUGCUAGACCUCACUGAACACAUCAUAUCCAUGAACGCAGCCCACUACACCGUCUGGCUCUACCGGGCCUCCACCAUCUUCGCCCUCAACGCAGACAUUUCGCAAGAACUGAACUGGAUAAAUGAAGUGGCCCUUGAUAAUCAGAAGAACUACCAAAUCUGGCACCACCGUCAGCUCCUCCUCGACCACCUUUACCCCGGCAUCUCCUCUGAUUCCGCCGCUCUCCAGGACUUAACAGAAUCCGAAAUCGAGUUCAUGACCCAGAUGUUCGAUGAAGAUGCAAAAAACUAUCAUGUCUGGAGCUACAGGCAAUAUUUCGUGCGAAAACUCAACUUAUUCAACGAUGCUGAACUGAAGUCGAUAGAGACGUUACUGAGGACAGAUAUUAGGAAUAACAGUGCUUGGUCUCAUCGUUUCUAUGUGGUAUUCUCAGACCCGAAGCAUAGCACCUCUGGUAGCAGAGCCACUGAACAUGAUCCCAGGAUUCCAGACGAGAUUAUAGACCGUGAGAUAGAGUUUAGCAAAGCUGCUACGUUUGAAGCGCCGCAGAAUCAGAGCCCGUGGAAUUACCUGAGAGGUGUGUUGAGAAAGGGAGGAAGGAAGUUAUCUUCUCAAGAAUGUUUUGCGAACGAGUUUGUGAAGAUCCCAGAAGAUGGAGAAGAGGAUAUCAGGAGCAGUCAUGCAUUGGACUUCCUUGCAGAUGUGUGGGCGGAAGAGGGUAAAACCGAGAAAGCCGAUGAGGCGCUAAGGCUGCUAGGAGAUAAGUAUGAUCGGAUUCGGAAGAAUUAUUGGGAUUGGAGGAGAGGUAUGCUGAAGGAAGACGAGGUCACGAAGGCGGUAGAGAAGGUUGAGCUUGGUCAAUGA
Messenger RNA from Hyaloscypha bicolor E, 1023 nucleotides. Its product is annotated as protein farnesyltransferase. Gene Ontology annotation, molecular function: protein farnesyltransferase activity; CAAX-protein geranylgeranyltransferase activity. Bases 1 to 1023 code for a protein of 340 amino acids. Gene Ontology annotation, biological process: protein farnesylation; protein geranylgeranylation. NCBI's taxonomy places the organism in Eukaryota, Fungi, Ascomycota, Leotiomycetes, Helotiales, Hyaloscyphaceae. The transcript has 2 exons. Gene Ontology annotation, cellular component: protein farnesyltransferase complex; cytoplasm; CAAX-protein geranylgeranyltransferase complex. The record is from RefSeq and is a predicted model, not a curated record.